AUGGCGGACCGCCCCGCGUCCACGCGCGGGCGCGGGCCGAUGGUCAAAGUCUUCGCGCGCCCCGACCGCAACCCGGUCGCGACGUCGCUGAACAAGAGCGCGCCGCCAAAGUUCGAGGACGCGCCGGGUUCGACGUCCUCGACCGUCGCCCCAGCGGCCGUCUCAUCCUUCGGGUCCGGGGAUCCCAUCGCCGCGACGCUCCUCUCGCUCGAGGCGACGCUCCGCGCGAUGGACGAUAUCGACGUCGCGUCCGCGGCGGCGUCGAAAUCCAAAUCCAAAUCCAACACCGGGGGACGUCCGAAGCGCGACGCGAAGCCCGCGGCGGGGAGAUCGAAGACCGGGUCGAUCGAGACGGGGAGGAGCGAGACGCGCGCGGCAUCGUUCGGGGGACCGAACUACGUCCCGAGUCUCAGCCGAAGCGGCGUCCCGGCGGCGUCGGCGCCGGGCGCGAACGACCUUCCCUCGCUCGUGGAGCGCGCGCGAGACGAUCGCGGGGUGUACGUCGCGCGCGAUCUGUGGAACGCGAUCCGCGUCAACUUGGACGACCACCUCGCGAUCAAGAACUCCGAGGGGAUGACCGUCUCGGAGCUCAGACGCGACGUCGCCAAGGCGCAGUCGCGCGCGCGCGAGUUUGAAGUCAAAUACCGCCAGUGCGAACGCGUCGUCUCCGGGGACCAGAAAGACCUCGCGGAGCGCGCGGCGCAGCUCCAAGACGAGCUCGCGGUCGUGAAGCGCGAGAGGAACAAGAUGAAAGAAGCGCACGAGGCGCAGAUUGACACCCUCAACGCGAUGUUGGCGUCGAGGGACACGCCCGCCGGCGCGAAGAGCGACGAACUUCGCGCGUCGCUGGACGACGCGUCGUUCCGUCUGAAGCUCGAGAACGCUCGGCUGGACCAGUCCACCUCGCGCGUCGACGCGCUCGAGAUGGAGAGCGAGUACCUGCGCGAGCGGCACGCCGCGGACGUGCUCGCGAUGGAGGAGCUGGAGGGGAGGUACCGCGAGGCGAUGGCGCGGCUCGAGGAGGCGCGCGCGACGACGACGACGACUUCGGACGGCAGCGGCGGCGCGGCGAGCGCGGGCGCGGGCGCGGGUUCCACUCCAAACGCAAACGCAUCGACCGCCGCGGAAGAGCGAUUACGUUUGGAUAACCGCCGCCUCGUCGCGCUUCUAGAGCGCACCGCGGAGUUCAAGAGGCUCGUCCGCGACACCGCCAAAUUGGACGGGAUGCACUACGUCACCCUCUCGGAGAUGCUACAGAAGAAGAACGCGACGUCGGAACGCUACCCGCCGCUGCGCGACCGCGGCGGCGCCUCCGACGGAAUAUCCGACGGGGGCGACUACGCCGACGAGGGCGCCAACUGGGUCCCAAAGGAGACGUUACGGCUCACGAAGGCGUUCCUGAAGGACGUCGUCCCGAAGGUGCCGCUCGGCCCGUUCAUGACGUUGCUGUUGGAUUUAAACGCGGCGUGGCGCGCGCACGAGGCGGCGGUUCUCGCGGAGACGAAGAAGCGGCACGCGUCAGACGUGAACCGCAUCAAAGCGCGCGACCCGCACCGCGAGAUCGUGCUCGAGAACACCGUGAUGCACAUGAAGAAGCAGCUGCAGCGCGCGAGGAAGGACAAGAUCGCGCUGGACGAGCUGCGCGCGGCGGCGGCGAAGAGGGCGGAGAAGGGCGCCGCCGGCGACGGAGGGGGCGACGACGAGAACAAGGUGCUGCUCGAGUGGGCGCUCGCGACGAUCGAGACGCUCUCGAAGCAAGUCGCGGACACGAUGCGCGCGAACAAGACGCUGAAAUCGCGCCUCGUGGCCUUGGGCGGGAGGGACGCGCCGCUGAUGGCCGCGGGGAGCGGGGCCGGGGCCGGGGCCGGGGGCGGGGUAAAGGGAGCGGCGGGAUACUCGAGCGACGGGUACGACGACGAAGCCGGCGGGGAGGUGGCGACGGACGCGGAGAUCAUCCUUCCGCGCAUGACGACGUCGACGUCGAGGAGGACCCCGCCUUCCUACGCUCCGGGCGACGGCGUGCCGGCGCCGGACCCGUACGUCCCCCCGGAGGCGGCGACCGCGGCGGCCCCCGGGGUGUCGGUGACGCGGCACGAGAUGAAGCCGACGCGGGGACGCGCGCGGAGCGUCGCGGGCGGGAGAGUCGGAGCGAAUCCGUCGUACUCGUGGGCGGGGUGCGACGUUGGGGGCGGGUCGGGCGUGGGCGUCGCCGUGCGGCGGGGGAAGGGCGGGGGGAAGGGGGGUAAAGGGAGCGCGUUAGACGGGUACUUCGUGUCGGGGUGA
Messenger RNA from Micromonas pusilla CCMP1545, 2283 nucleotides. RefSeq lists its product as uncharacterized. Lineage: Eukaryota; Viridiplantae; Chlorophyta; Mamiellophyceae; Mamiellales; Mamiellaceae. The transcript has a single exon. Bases 1 to 2283 code for a protein of 760 amino acids. The record is from RefSeq and is a predicted model, not a curated record.